UCAUGGCGAUGGCGACUGACGGUGAUGAGCGAGACGACCACAGUCAUCGUUCUCGUAAACGCGGGGUAAAUUGUGAUUUUCCACCACACAGCCGUUUGUUUCUUGUAUGUGCCAGGCAUCAUUCUGAAGACGAUAUAAAGGGUUACUUCGAUCGCUUCGGCGUUAUCGAGGAUGUGUGGAUUGUGCGCGAACGAAAUUCGAAGGAAAGCCGUGGCGUGGCUUAUGUGAAAUUUGCAAAAGCUUCACAGGCUGCGCUGGCUAUGGAGGAAAUGAACGGAAAGGCACUGGGCAGCGAAACGAAGCCAAUCAAGGUAAUGAUGGCUAACUCCAGAUCAUCUGGAAGCUCACGUGAUAUUGACCAAAGCGAAGAGUUAAUGAGGCUAUUUAUAAUCAUUCCUAAGAAAUCCACAGAAGAUGAUAUCAGAGAGAAAUUUGAAGGUUUCAAGGCAGUUUUGGCUGAACCCAAAAUUUCUAAGAUCAACCGAGAGAGAGAGCGUGAGAGAGAUCGAGAUCGAGACAGAGACAGAGACCACAUGCCAAUGCAACAUCAGAACAGCAUACCUUAUAAUGAUCCUUAUCAGAGUUAUGCCGCCAAUGUUUAUAAUACCGGUUCACAAGGAAAAUCAGGUAAUUUUGGUUCUGGUAUGGCUUUACCAGAUCUGUUCAGUGUUAGCCAAAAACUACAAGUGAUGGCAGAGUCAACUGUCACUCAAGACCAGUUAUCCAGACUAUUUGAUUUAGUACCAGGUUUAGAAUACUGUAAUUUAACUUGGGAUUACACAACUGGAAACGCUAAAGCUAUCGCUGUUGUACGGUACAAUACCACUGCCGCUGCUAUGUAUGCCAAAGAAAAGCUGAAUGGCUUUGAGUACCCACCUGGUUACCGAAUUGCUGUCAAGUAUAUCCAAGAUGACCCUGGUGCCUGUAAAGAAGGGAGUAGUGGUAAUAAUAGUCUUCAUAUGGAUAGUUCUGGAGCAGGUGGCUUGUUAGGAACAGCUCCACAAUCACUUUUUCAGCAAGGAGGAGGUGGCGGUGGCGGUCAACAGCAAAGAUUUGGUAAUGGAGGUGCGCAAUUAUCUUCGGCAACACUGCCAGGACAGCAGUCGCUUGCUCCUAAUGGCAGUGAAACUGCGGAGAGGUUGUUUGUAAUAUGUCACCCGCAACCACCACCAGCACAUCUGCUCAGAGACGUGUUCAGUCGAUUUGGAAACUUGAUUGAUAUAUACAUGUUGGGGAAUAGAAACUAUGGUUAUGCUAAAUAUUCAGUUACAACGCAGUUGUUACGACUGCAGGCAAAAAAACUUAUCAGCCAACAUUGUAUCGAUUUUAAGGCAUCGAAAGGAUGGGCCCAACGAUUCUGUAGGCACCAUUCGCUGGUUAUUCGUCGACACACUUCUGUUGCACAACGCCUCCCAAGAGAUUUAGAAGAAAAAAUAACUGCCUUCCAUGAAUUCAUAGUUUCACAGCCACAGAGGUAUGACUUUCCCCUGGAUUUGAUUGUAAACAUGGACGAAACACCCAUGUAUUUUGAUUUACUGCCGACAACCACCUUGGAGCGAAAAGGGGCGAAGUCUGUUUCGGUAAGGUCGACGGGAGCUGAAAAACGUCACCUCACUGUGAUUUUGACCGGACUGGUAAUGGCAAAGUCCCUCCCCCCUAUGGUUAUUUUCAAAGGGGUGCGUAAGCUCAACAUUAACGUCCCGCCUGGUAUGGUUGUCGAAGUCCAGAAAAAGGGCUGGUGUGACACGGAUAUGAUGAAAAUAUGGUUGCGGCGAAUUUGGUUUCGUUAUACAAAGUCACGCGAGUCACUACUAGUUUUUGAUUCUUUCCGUGGUCACUUGCACGACGAUAUCACUGCUCUGCUCAAAGCUAACACUUCACGACGUGCUGUUAUACCAGGCGGGUGCACUUCCAAACUUCAGCCUCUUGAUGUUUGUAUAAAUAAACCAUUUAAGCAAUACAUGAGAGAAGAAUGGUUGGCGUUUAUACGACAACAAGUAGAGAACACCCCAGAGGGACAGCGACCGAAGACGGCAACCAGACAAAAUGUUGUCGACUGGGUCGCGAAGUUGCGCUUAAGUCUGGUUGUAGGAUGGCAAUAA
Molecule: messenger RNA, 2102 nt
Organism: Saccoglossus kowalevskii
Lineage: Eukaryota; Metazoa; Hemichordata; Enteropneusta; Harrimaniidae
Product: RNA-binding protein 45-like
Molecular function (GO): RNA binding
Source: RefSeq, a predicted model, not a curated record